ACAAGACAAAUUUUGAUAGAGGAUACAUGUUUCUUAAGAGUACCUUCUGUUGUUUUUUGUUGUUUAACUGCAGACCAGUGAGUGCAAAAAUAAAACCUUUGGGCUCCAGAGAUAUUUUACCAAAUAAUCGUCAACUAUAUGAGAUGAUUUUGACCUAUAACUUCCAUCAGCCGAAGAGCGGAGAAGUAACUCCAAGCUGUCCGCUUCUUUGUGAAUUGUUGUAUGAAUCUGAGUUUGAUAGUCAACUGUGGAUUAUUUUUGACCAGAACAAAAGACAAAUGGGUUCAGGAGAUGCAUAUCCACACCAGUAUUCUGUGAAACUGGAAAAAGGAGAUUACACUAUUCGCUUACAAAUUCGUCAUGAACAGAACAGUGAGCUGGAUCGCAUCAAAGACCUUCCAUUUAUUGUUUCUCACAGGUUGUCUAGUACCUUGAGCUUAGAUAUUUAUGAAAACCAUAGCCUUGCUCUCUUAGGGAAGAAGAAAUCCAACAGUUUGACAUUACCACCAAAACACAGUCAGCCAUUCUUUGUUACAUCUCUGCCCGAUGACAAAAUCCCUAAAGGAGCAGGACCAGGGUGUUAUCUUGCAGGAGCUCUUACACUGUCUAAAACAGAACUCGGAAAGAAAGCUGAUGUCCUUACUGUUCACUAUCAUCUGAUACCAUCGCCAUCAAAGAGUAAAAAUGGCAGCAAAGAAAAAGAAAGAGAACAGGAAAAAGAAAAAGAUGUAAAAGAAGAAUUUGCUGAAGCUUUAAGAGAUCUAAAAAUACAGUGGAUGACCAAGCUGGAUACCACUGACAUGUAUAAUGAGUUGAAAGAAGCAUUUCCUAAUCAUCUUCCAUUGUACGUUGCAAGACUUCAUCAGCUGGAUUCUGAAAAGGAGCGAAUGAAAAGACUUGAUGAAAUUGUUGAAGCUGCAAAUACUGUAAUCUCUCAUAUUGACCAGACAGCAUUAGCAGUGUAUUUUGCCAUGAAGACUGAUCCCAGGCCUGAUGCAACUACUAUAAAAAAUGAAAUGGAAAAACAGAAGACGACUUUAGUGGAUGCGCUUUGUCGAAAAGGAAGUGCACUUGCUGACCAGCUGCUUCAUCUGCAGGCCCAAGAAGGGGCUGCUUCCAGUGAUGCAGAAGGCAAAGAUGAGGAUCAUGAGAGCUGCUCAGAAGCUUUGACAGAGACAUUCUGGGAAACAACAAAAUGGACUGAUCUUUUUGAUAGCAAGGUUUUGGGUUUUGCCUAUAAGCACGCAUUGGUAAAUAAAAUGUAUGGGAGAGGUCUCAAGUUUGCCACAAAACUUGCGGAAGAGAAGCCAACGAAGGACAACCUGAAAAACUGCAUUCAGCUAAUGAAGCUGCUUGGAUGGACUCAUUGUGCAACUUUCACUGAAAACUGGCUUCCUGUCAUGUAUCCACCUGAUUAUUGUGUAUUCUAGAAACCCAACAAUUGUAAACUUAAAGUGAUUUUAUAUGGGGCAGGAUAUUAAAAGAUAAGUUUGACUUUUUAUUGGAACGCAUGUUUUCAUUAAUGAAUGCUGAUUAUUGUGUGUAUUUAUCAGUAAAGGCACCCGGGUACAGCUUAAUACCUGUUAACCAAACUCCUGUCAUCAGGGAGUUUCCUUAUUGUGCAUCCCAUUGCUGGCAAUGGAUGUGCCAGAACUGCCAACACCAAGGAUUUGGAAUUAGGCUGGAAAGGCUUACUGCAUGCAUGUUAGGUUCUUAACUGUUACUUUUAACUGCAAACCUGUAAAAGCUCUGUAUUUUUUACAGUAAACUGAAUUUUAACAUGUUUGAUCUUAAUUUCAAUUGUAUGAAGGCCUUAAAGCUACUUCAAGAGUAGCUAAAAUCUUAUUUAUUAGACUAAAGUAACGGGACACCAUUACCUGUAUUGUUUGCAAGAGUUUACAUUUAAUUUUUUUAAGAAAAAUUCAACCUCUCAAACUGUUACAAUGUGUAACUCAGAAUUGCUGA
Messenger RNA from Leptosomus discolor (cuckoo roller), 1965 nucleotides. Lineage: Eukaryota; Metazoa; Chordata; Aves; Leptosomiformes; Leptosomidae. The record is from RefSeq and is a predicted model, not a curated record.